AGGAAGAGAGGCGACUUCAGAGAAGAGAGCUCCACGUUGUAAUAGAGAUGGCGACCGCUAAGAAUCUGACAGAGAACCACCUCACCUGUGUCAUCUGUUCUGAGGUGUUCACAGACCCUGCCACACUUCAGUGUAAUCAUACAUUCUGCAAGUCCUGUCUGCUGAAAUACAUCAACACACAGCCUGAAGCAGUACAAGCCAGGUCCAUACCAUGUCCCUCCUGUAGACAACAGACGAAGGUGACCAACCCUGACAGUCCAGUAGAGGAGUGGGUCAGUCAGCUGAAACCAAGCCAUGUCAUACAGGGGCUGAUGGACGACUUUGGACCCGACACAAAGGGUGUGGAGGAACACUUGUGCAGUGUUUGUACAAAACAAGGAAAGACAACUCCUGCCACUUCUUGGUGCUCUGUCUGUGAUGUUGUGCACUGUGAAGGAUGUCUCCAGAUGCACAACAUGAUGCCAUUGUUGUGUGACCAUGAAGUGGUUCACUUGUCUGAUCACACCAAAAUAAAGGUCAAACGUUGCUUCAUGUGUAAAGUCCACAGAGAUGAAAAGCUGAAGUUGUUCUGUAAGGACUGCAAUCAGGCAAUAUGCACGAUAUGUUGCAGCAUAAAACACAGGGCAUGUAAGGAUGUUGAUACAAUAGAGAGUAUGACCCCUCUUGUGAAGGAACAACUGACAAGCAAACUAGAGAAACUCGGAAUCAACAUUGCAGCUACAAAUAGUAACAUAUCCCAGAGAAAAUCUACAAUUCAAGAUGUGAAGAGUAAUUCACAGACCCUCAAAGACCAAGUCACAAAGACACGGGAAACAGUGAUGUGUGCUAUUUUAAGAAAAGAGAAGCAACUCCUUGGUGACAUCGACAAAGCUACUGAUCAACAAUUACAUGAGUUACAAGCAGAUAUAAAAUCCCAGGAGAUCGAGCUACAGAUGUACCAGCAGCAGUAUGAGUUCACAGCCAAUGCUGUGACGUCCAACUGUGAGGUGGACAUGUAUGCCGUCUAUGAGUCGGUGGAUGAGACUUCUACAGACAACAGAGACACGGGCAACAGGCCAGCACCAAGAUGGGUUGUAUUGACACACGACCUGGACAAGCUGAGUAAAGCAGUUGAUGAGCUACAGCUGGGGGAGGUUGAACUCGUCAAUGAUGUGAGUGACCUUGAGUCUUCUCCUGUUCUACAUCACACCAUUGACUGCAAGGAAGGCGGGGACAAGAAGGAUCCUUGGUUGUGUGACGUCACAGUGUUGACUGUUGAUGGCAUCAAAGUGGUGGUAGUUGCAGAUUACAAUAACAAGAGACUCCUAACAUACUACACAUCAAACUUCAAAUCCUUUCAUAAUCAGCUUCUGCUUUCUAAUGGUCCGUGGCAAAUAGCCAAGUUAAGUGAGAGUCAGAUAGCUGUCAGUGUUCCAUGGAAAAGGAACAUAGUUACAGUGAAUGUUACCCCAGAUCCUGUAUUGCUGUCGACUAUCAAAACAAGAAAGAAGUACUCCGCCCUGGCCUUUCUGAGUCCUUCACACCUCGUGGCAAGUACAGAGAGACAGUCUCACUCUGUGGACAUACUGGACAUGACAGGGAAGAGACUGAGGUCUAUCAACACGGGUGUGAUAAGGAAUCCAGGCCACAUCCACGUCACCAGAAACAAAAACCUUAUAGUUAGUGAAGAGGAAGUAAAAUCCCUAGUAUGUGUGACCAGUGAAGGAGACGCUGUUUUCACCUACAAGCCCCGAGGAGACUGGGCUCUGGCAUGUCCUCAAGGCAUCGCAUCAACCAGCACAGGAGAUAUCCUGCUUGCAGACCAAGACUCCCAAAAGGUGAUCCAGCUGACAGAGUCGGGGCAGUUUGUUAGAGAUGUCCUCACACAACAGGAUGAUCUGAUACGCCCUCUUGGUGUCUUUCUUGAUGGUGACGGCCUGCUGUAUGUUACGUCUGACAAAUACGUAAAAGUAUUCAAAUUCUGCCCACGCUGAAUGUGGAAAUACGGAUAACUUUGAUCUCCAUACACAGUUGAAUAUUUCAAAAGUUGACUGCUGCCUUAGUUCAGAUCGGAUCGGAUCCAGAUCUUUCCGUACACACGUAGUUCACCUUGUCAUUGAUAAAAUAUAGGGCGAUCUAACACCAGUAGUGGUAGUCUGACCUGAUAGAAGUACUUCUCAAGUAGACCUAGCACCAGUAGUAGUCUGACCUGAUAGAAGUACUUCUCAAGUACAUUUGUGAAAGGACGCACAAUAACAGCACUGAAUGAGGACAACACCACACGAGAGAUCACGUGACCUAGACAGAUGAUAUUGGACAGUAUUGUUGUUUUAUGUUGUUUAUAGAACAGUAAUGUUGUGUUGUGUAGUGUACUAUAUAUCUGACGUGUGUUGGAGUAACCUGUUCACAUCAUUGCGCAUGCUAUCGGUCUUUAGAUUAUCAGUUCGACAACCCAUCUCCUAAUGUUUUAAAGGGGCGCUUAACUCUUAUAAAACACCACUAGCGUUCGGUGAUCUACAGCGGAUAUAAUAAUGUGUGGAUGCUGUGAGAACUGGUUGAGUUCUGUAAAUGUACUAAUUUGUAUCAGUUAUUUCCACAAUCUGUGGUAUUGAGUAGAGUAUAAUAGUAACAAGAUUGAACUCAAUACGGACAAUACGCUCUCUAUCAGUCAUAUCCCAGACACAUAGGAGAUAAGGAAAUCUUUGCCGUAGCGAUGUUCAAGGAAAACAAUGCUGUACACCCAUGCAGGUGAAUUUAUAUUCACGGUUUACAAAGGACAGGGUGUGGUUUGACAGGUGGUCAAAGGGACACAACUCUGUGCAGAAAUAUGUCUUGUUUCCAUGCAGUUCCAAGUCAAGUCACUCGUUCUUGUGGAAAUGGAUCUUUAAACCACAUUGGCAAGAAAAUGCCAACUUGCAACAAGAAUAUAGAAAUGUCGUGUUAUAAUGAAAUCUAUUCUAUGAAACAGAAAAUUGAUGAAUCAGAUCUUCAAUAAAACUCAAACUUAAAUAAUCUUU
Messenger RNA from Haliotis rufescens (red abalone), 2996 nucleotides. RefSeq lists its product as uncharacterized. Lineage: Eukaryota; Metazoa; Mollusca; Gastropoda; Lepetellida; Haliotidae. The record is from RefSeq and is a predicted model, not a curated record. Gene Ontology annotation, cellular component: chromatin; nucleoplasm. Gene Ontology annotation, molecular function: zinc ion binding; ubiquitin-protein transferase activity. The transcript has 3 exons. The coding region runs from base 48 to 1973 and encodes 641 amino acids. Gene Ontology annotation, biological process: positive regulation of DNA-templated transcription.